Messenger RNA from Chenopodium quinoa (quinoa), 1641 nucleotides. RefSeq names its product xyloglucan-specific galacturonosyltransferase 1-like. Bases 1 to 1641 code for a protein of 546 amino acids. NCBI's taxonomy places the organism in Eukaryota, Viridiplantae, Streptophyta, Magnoliopsida, Caryophyllales, Amaranthaceae. The record is from RefSeq and is a predicted model, not a curated record. The transcript has a single exon. Gene Ontology annotation, molecular function: glycosyltransferase activity.
AUGACAGUCUUAAAUGUUAAGAAAAAACCAUUAUAUGAGGCUGAUGAUCGAGGUUUCCAACUUGACUCAUGUUUGUUCAAAUUUGUCAAGAAAUUUUUUGUUGUUUUUCUUGUAAGCCUUUUUCUCAUGUUUAUGUGGUCUUCUUCCACUAUCAUUAUCUCUAGCUCGAUUGCACAUGUUUGUGUAACGUCUAGGAAACUUAGCAGUCAUUAUUGCCUCUCCGCUGGGGCUCAGUCUAUCAACUACGAUAUCCCUGUUUAUAACAACACCUCAACGAUUUCAUAUAUUGAAAGAGGUACAAAUGUUAGCAAGGCCGAAUUCUCUCAAUUUACGUAUCUUGAUCUUGUUGACAAGGAUAAGGCAAUGGAAAGAGCAAAUUCUAGGAAGGUUGUGGAAGCUCAGUUAGCAAUCCUACGAUCCUACAUUGUCAAGUCAAGACCGCCCUCAGAUAAUUGUGAGGGACGAGGGAUAUAUGUGUAUGAUCUGCCUCCGAAAUUUAACAAGGAUUUGGUAGCCAAGUGUAAUGAGAUAAUGCCGUGGUUGGAUUUUUGUAAAUACUUCGCGAAUGAUGCAAUGGGCGAACCUAUACUCGAGUUAGGGAACAGCUGGUAUAAUACUCACCAAUUUUCGUUAGAGCCAAUAUUUCAUAAACGUAUACUUAAACAUCCUUGUAGAGUUGACAAAGCAGAAGAGGCCAAACUUUUUUAUGUGCCAUUUUAUGGUGCAUUAGAUAUGUUAUGGUCUCAUUUUAGUCCGGUGAAAGUCCCAAGUAACGAGAGUCAAGGUGCACAAGCGCGAUUUUAUGCACUCUCUAAGGAUAUUGUUGAAUGGCUUAAGCAACAGAAGAUGUGGAAGAGACAUUUUGGGUUGGAUCAUGUGUUUGUCUUAGGGAAAAACUCUUGGGAUCUUCGAAGAUCAGAGUACCUACAUUGGGGGACACCCUUGUUGGAGCUCGACGAGCUCCAAAACCCAAUCAAGCUAAUAAUUGAACGACAUCCAUGGCAUAUGAAUGAUGUGGGUGUCCCUUACCCGACUUACCUCCACCCGAGAUCGGACAAAGAGAUAGUAGCAUGGCAAGAGAAGAUUAGGCAGGUACCGCGAAAAUACUUAGUUAGCUUUGCAGGGGCUCCUCGCAAGGAUCCAACGAGCAUAAGGUCGAGUCUCAUCGAACAAUGCACAUCUGCCCUUGGAGUGUGCAAAUUUCUCAAUUGUGGAGAAAAGUUAUGUGUUGAAUCUGCACCUGUUGUAAAACUCUUCAUGGAGUCAGAGUUUUGCCUUCAGCCUGAUGGGGAUAGUCCUACAAGAAAGUCGGUAUUUGAUUCGCUUAUUGCUGGCUGCAUUCCGGUUGUCUUUGAUCCUUUUACCGCGCAUUACCAAUAUCCAUGGCAUUUACCUGAAGAUCACAACAAGUAUUCGGUGUUUAUAGACCAAGAAGAAGUGAAAGCGUCGAAGGUGAAUGUGGUGGAGAAGCUUGUGAACAUACCUCUUAAACAAAGGCAAGAGAUGAGGAAAAAUAUUAUCAAUGAAUUGAUGCCUAGAUUAGUUUAUGCAAAUGCUAAUGCUAAGUUGGAGAAAUUUGAAGAUGCAUUCACUAUAGCUGUCAAUAAUGCACUUCAAAUGACAAUUAGUAGAUUGACCUGA